Molecule: messenger RNA, 3213 nt
Organism: Mytilus trossulus (common blue mussel)
Lineage: Eukaryota; Metazoa; Mollusca; Bivalvia; Mytilida; Mytilidae
Exons: 8
Coding region: 157-1299 (380 amino acids)
Source: RefSeq, a predicted model, not a curated record
GUUGUACAUGGACUACGGAAAUACACAUUUAAGUAUUGAGGUAUUGAAUCUAAAUAACAAAACUCCAUAAUGAUCGGUUCUUGGGAUUUGAACAUGUAUUCCGAAAAUGUACAUUUUAGUGUUAGGGAAUAGUUUCUUUUUUAAAUACCACACAUCAUGGAUAACGUUUUGUUCUGUAGUUUUGUUUUAUAUUGGAUGUUUAACGAAUUCCAGGGUAAAAUAUACUUUUCUGGGACUGACGGUGUUAAAUCUUACGAUGAGGCAGUAGCUUAUUGUGACCAGCUACCAGGACGUUUACUCCCGUACGGGAAGGAAGUCGUUAAAGCUGCUAAAAAUAAUGGAAUGUCUGGCUUAGCAUGGGUAGGAAAGCCUUGGUUUAAGAACGUUGGUUGUUUUUAUUUUGAUUCCAUCAGUAGUAAUGUCCCGAAGCAAGAGACAGCAAAUGUAAGCUCGUAUGUCUGCGCAUCGUAUUGCAGGGAUUACCAGUAUCUAUACAUGGGCAUGACGAUUACCCAUUGCUUCUGUUUCAAAAAUCACAAUGAAACUGCUCAUAAACAGGUGUAUGGAUCCUGUAGGGAUGAGUGUCCUGGAAACAAGAUAGACAAUUGUGGAAACCAAAAAAAAGUGCUUCUACUCCAAAAAGUAAACAGAAUGAGGGAUGAUGUAAACGAUACUUUUCGACAGACUUUCCGCUGUAGCGAAAAUGGCGUAAGACUUAGAGAUGAUAGUGCAAUACAGGAAUUUUUUUUCUUCUGUGAAUAUUCUUUCAAGGGUUUAUCCUCAUCAGAUGUUGCAACAAUGAGGACUAUAGAAAAUACGUCGGUUGCAGAGAAUGAGAUUUGGAAUGGGCUUACAAUUGGAGUUGUUGUAGGAGUCAUAGUUAUAGUUAUAUUCGUUAUUGGUUUUGUGGUAUGUGUGUACUGCAAAUUAAGAAAUAAGAAGGCUGUUGGUGUAAAAGAGGAACAUUGUGGAAACCCAUGUAUUAUUGACGCAACAGUUGGUAUAAAAACUGCAUAUGAAAACCCAUGGUCUGAUCAAGAACCAGUAAGCCUCCUUAGGUCUGAUGACAACAGAUUUGACAACAAUGUCUAUGACCAUGCUUCACACAAGGUUUUUAGAGAGAACAAUGAUUUAUUGUUAUACGAUGUAGCAGACGUUGGAAAUGAGGAAUACAAUAUUACUGCUUUUGGAAAACAACAUGUUGAUCCUGGACUUCAACAAAUCAAGAGCAACAACUAUCAACUUAAUGAUUAUGACACAUGCGCAAGUGAAGAAAGUGAAGAAAUGAAAACAAAAUAGUCAAAAACUUUUGUCAUUAUUGAAACAAAUUGUCGAAAUGAAAAGCUAAUUUGUCUAUUAUAAAAAAUGGAGGGGAACAUUUCAGCGAACUAAUAUUUGAAAGUAUUUAGUUUGAAACGUUAGAGCACCAGUUUUGGCAAUAGAACUAUACUUUAUCUAAUUUUAAAAUUUAAAGCACAAGAAUACAUUUUAGACAUAUAUGACAAUAUCAAAAUGUUAUGUUUCAAUUAAAUGUUAUUCGAAAUUUAUUUUUGUGCAUUAUUACAAUCACUCAUUAAACUGAUUUCCCACUGAUCGAAAGUAAAUCGGGACUACCAUAUCAUUUUCAUUUCAUAUAUUUGUAGCUAUACCUUUAAACAUCUGAUAUGGUAUUGAACUUUAGUCGAUGCGAUACGUUUUGAUGUAAUUGGCACUGAAACUUCUAAUUUCGGCUCAAAAUAAGCAUUACUAGUUUUGAUUUUUUAGCAACCUGUAAUACUGAUAUGUCAAAGGUCAAUGGAGAAUUUGAUUUCUAAGGGAGAUCAAUAAAUUUCAACCCCAAGUAUUGCAGGGAGUUUUUAAUUAUAAAUAUAGAAAAGAUUAAAAGUCUAAGGAACUGAUUAAUUAAUUUGAAACAAUCACAAUAACAACGAAAUUAAAGUUAACACAGUAUUCUUAUUUGUAAUACUGGUGCGCAUGUCUUAGUCAGAAUGUGUCAUCGUAUUAAAUGCUUAUGAAGACAGCUAUUUCUUCCCUUUAUUGGUAGCAAAAGAUAGUUCACAAAAAUAUUGUUUUCCAAUAUACAAUGCAAUUAAGUGCGAUCUAUAGAAAAACCCAGUAGAUAUUGAUAAAAUUCCAUACCAAGAGAUUCAACUAUAUCAUUAUUAUCAUAGGCAAUACUUCAGCAUGAUCAAACUAAAUUGGUGCCAUCAUAGCAUUAUAUACUUGAUAUAUAUGGUAUAAACACAAUUUUCUUCACUUAAGUAAAAUAUGAAAAGCUUUUAGAGCCUCUUGGACGACCAUACCUCACCAAAUAUUUGUUUGUCAUCAUCAUACAACAAUAAACAUAACAUAUAUUACUAUCAAAGGACAAUGGUCACUUUUGAAAAAGCAUUGCCUUUAAAUCGACUGUAUAAAACACUUUAAACUACACUACGCUAGUUCUUAAUUGAAUCUGUGUCAAUAGCAUAAUGGAAGGUAAAACAAAUGAUCUUCGUUGAUUUUCUUACCCCAGGAGUAGAUCACCUUAGCCGUAUUUGGCACAAUUUUUUGGAAUUUUGGGUCCUCAAUGCUCUUCAACUUUGUAUUUAUUUGGCUUUUGUAACUAUUUUGAUCUGAGCGUCACUGAUGAGUUUUAUGAAGACGAAACGCGCGUCUGGCGUAUAAAAUUAUAAUCCUGGUACUUUUGAUAACUACUUCAUAAGAGUGUUCAUUUAAGCUUAAAAAAUCCGAACAGUUUGUGAAAUUUUGUCAAAUACGUUGUUUUAGUGCAGUGAUACAUCAUGGAAAUACCCACUAUAAGUUAUUUGGAAUUAAAUGUAACAUCGCAUCUAUUUCUAUGUCAAACAGGUGGUAAUUAGUUAUCAAAGGUACCAGGAUUAUAAUUUAGUACGCCAGACGCGCGUUUAAUUAAUACGGCUAAUUUCAAAACAUUAAAUUCGUAGGGUUUAUUUCAACCCUUCGUGAACAUACUGAAAAUACAUUAUGUAAAUAUCGGUUCUAAUAUGACGUUUGAACAUAAAAAUACAUAAUUUUCGGGUCAUAUCUUCGUUCGCGAUGUGCCAAGAUUAGUUGUUUAAUAUCAAUAGUAUUAUCGCCUCUGUUUAUCUUUUGAAUUUAUUGUCUUUCGCCGCCAUAUGUGUAUAUUCUAUAAACAUGGUAAAAAUAUAUAUUUAAUAUGCUGUCUUGCUUCUGAAUAAAGUAUUUUUAUAUUUA